This is a messenger RNA of Plenodomus lingam JN3, 3774 nucleotides long. The record is from RefSeq and is a predicted model, not a curated record. Lineage: Eukaryota; Fungi; Ascomycota; Dothideomycetes; Pleosporales; Leptosphaeriaceae.
AUGUUUUCUGAAAGCAAAAAGCACCACUCAACGGUCACCCACCUGGUCGGAGUUGACGACUCUGCUGCGGAUUACCGAUUGGCUGCACUGAAACGCCCUUCAACUUCGCGCAUUCGCGUCCCAGGCGCAAACAUGGUGGGCAAGAAGGAAGCUCCCAAACCCAAGCCAAAAGCUGCCCCGCGCGGGGCGGCGAAGGCGAAAGCUGCGCCGGCUGAGGUGCCCAAGGUGGACAGCGACGACGUCUUGGAAACAGGUGCCGUAGACGCAACUCCUCAGGUCUCAGCAGGCGAAGGAAAAGACGAUUUCAAGCCAGAGGCUUCGACAUCAGCGGAAUCAUCACGGAAACGACGGGCGCCGCUUACCCACGCCAAAGACGACUUUGCCGCCCUCCUCGAGCCAUUCUAUUACGGAAAGAGCCUGACCGAGCCGAUCAAUACGGCGCGCGACAAGUGGAACCUUCUCCCAGCCUUCCUCAAGACCAAGGGUCUGGUGAAGCAGCACGUCGACUCAUACAACCACUUUGUGGACGUGGAGCUCAAGAAGAUUAUCAAAGCCAACAGAUUCGUGCGCAGUGACUUUGACCCAAAAUUCCUCCUCGAGUAUGUCGACAUCCGCAUUCUAUCGCCCAAUCGACAAGAAGAAGAUGAUCUCGAUCACCACCGUAGUACCAUCACGCCGAACGAGUGUCGGUUACGCGACAUGACAUAUGCAGCACCCAUUGUAGUCGACAUCAUCUACACAAGGGGCAAUGCCAAGGUCAAACGCACGGGGAUCCGGAUCGGAAGGAUGCCAAUAAUGUUGAAGAGCAGCAAGUGCGUGCUUGCGGGCAAGAGCGAUCGCGAAAUGGCCGUCAUGGAAGAGUGUCCGUUGGAUCCUGGAGGCUACUUCAUCACAAGAGGGCAAGAGAAAGUCAUUCUGGUCCAGGAGCAGCUGAACAAGAAUCGGGUCAUUGUAGAAAGUGCAAAGGGAAUUAUGCAAGCCAGUGUCACGAGCUCGACCCACGAACGAAGAACCAAGACGUAUGUGAUACAGAAAAAAGGACUCAUGUUCCUCCGGCACAAUACUCUUUCCGAAGAAGUACCGAUUGUUUUUGCGCUGAAGGCCCUGGGAGUGCACUCAGACAAGGAAAUCCUUCUCAUGGUGGCUGGCGAUGACAGUGCAUACCAAGACAAUUUUGCCAUCAAUUUCGAGGCCUGCGCAAGAGAAAAGAUACAUACUCAGGAGAAGGCACUAGAAUACAUCGGGCACCGCGUGCGACUGGUCAAGAAACCUCUGGGCGCUUCACGCAUGCGCAACUACCAUCUGGAGGCAAUUGAAUGUCUCUCCAACGUUGUUCUUCCCCACGUUCCUGUGGAAGGCACGAACUACCGGCCCAAAGCUCUGUACAUCGCACUCAUGGCGCGCAGGGUACUCAUGGCUAUGCAAGAUCCUAAGCUUGUUGAUGAUCGUGAUUAUGUCGGUAACAAGCGCCUAGAGUUAUCUGGUCAGAUGUUGUCGCUGCUGUUCGAAGAUCACUUCAAGCGGUUCAAUCAUGACUUCAAGUUGAGCAUUGACAAAGUACUGAAGAAGCAGAACCGGGCGCAAGAGUUUGACGCAUUUACCCACUUCAGUGUUCACAAGAGUCAGAUUACCAUGGGCAUCGAACGGGCGAUUGCUACGGGUAAUUGGAGCUUGAAGCGAUUCAAGAUGGACAGGGCUGGAGUUACGCAUGUUCUGAGUCGACUCAGUUACAUUGCUGCACUGGGCAUGAUGACCAGAAUAAGUUCGCAAUUCGAGAAGACGCGAAAAGUAUCGGGUCCCCGUGCGCUGCAGCCAUCUCAAUUUGGUAUGCUCUGUACCUCUGAUACGCCCGAAGGCGAAGCCUGUGGUCUAGUCAAGAAUUUGGCUCUGAUGACGCACAUCACUACUGAAGACGACGAAGAGCCGGUUCGCAAGAUCAUUUUCUUGCUGGGUGCGGAAGACAUUUGCUCACAAACUGGAGAGGAGAUACACUCAGAGGGUAUAUACAGCGUUUGCCUCAACGGUACGCCCAUCGCUGUCACAGAUACACCAAAACGAUUCCUCAAUAGUUUCCGGAAGCUUCGAAGGAUGGGACGCAUCUCGGAGUUUACCAGCAUCCAUAUCAAUCACGACUUCUGCGAAGUACAUGUUGCUACGGACGAAGGCCGCAUUUGUCGGCCGAUGAUUGUAGUGGAGAAUCAGCACUCGAAGGUGACUUCCCGUUACCUGAAGGCUUUACGAAAGGGUACCAUGGAAUUCGAAGAUUUCCUGACCAGAGGUCUUGUUGAGUACCUCGACACCAACGAAGAGAACGACACAAACAUCGCCCUCAAGGAGGAAGACAUUAACCAACAUACUACACAUCUCGAGAUAGAACCAUUCACUAUUCUCGGCGCUGUAGCUGGCCUCAUUCCAUACCCUCAUCACAACCAAUCCCCACGUAACACCUACCAAUGCGCCAUGGGUAAGCAAGCCAUUGGUGCCAUUGCCUAUAAUCAGUUCAAUCGGAUCGACACACUGCUCUACCUCAUGGUCUACCCACAACAACCAAUGGUCAAGACACGCACCAUCGAACUGACAAAGUACGACAAGCUCCCCGCCGGUCAAAAUGCGACAGUUGCCGUGAUGUCAUACUCCGGCUAUGAUAUCGAAGAUGCUCUCAUCCUCAACAAAGCCUCGUGUGAUCGGGGCUUCGGCCGCUGUCAAGUCCUCAAAAAGCACGUCACCCCUUUAAAAACCUACGCUAAUGGUACUUCCGAUCGUAUCAACGCCGGAGCCCUCAACAGCGAAAACCCAUCCCAUCAAGCCAUUGGUCUGGACGGCAUCGCCCAAGUCGGUGCCCGUAUCGAAGCAGGCGACGCCUUCCUCCUGAAAUCGAUCCCACAGGACACGGCAGGCCCCGCAUCAAACAUCUACAAAGACAAGCCGGAAAAGUACAAAAUGCCCGACUGCAGCUAUGUGGACAAAGCCUGUAUCACGGAAAACGAGGCAGGAACAACGCUGAUCAAGCUUCUGAUGCGCCAAACCCGCCGUCCAGAACUGGGAGACAAAUUCUCGUCUCGGCACGGACAAAAAGGAACGACUGGACUAAUUGUCCAACAAGAAGACAUGCCCUUCAACGAUCAGGGCAUCAACCCCGACAUCAUCAUGAACCCGCAUGGAUUCCCGUCGCGCAUGACGGUAGGCAAGAUGAUGGAACUCCUCUCUGGCAAGGCCGGCGUGCUACGCGGAACACUCGAAUACGGCACCGCGUUUGGGGGUUCCCGCGUCGAGGACAUGUCGCAAGUGCUGGUGGAAAACGGCUUCUCGUACACGGGCAAGGACUACCUGACGAGCGGCAUCACGGGCGAGGCGCACCAGUUCUACACCUUCUUUGGCCCGAUUUACUACCAGAAGUUGAAGCACAUGGUGCAGGACAAAAUGCACAGUCGCGCGCGCGGACCGCGGGCGAUUUUGACCCGGCAGCCGACCGAAGGGCGGGCAAGGGACGGUGGAUUGAGACUGGGCGAGAUGGAGAGAGACUGCUUGAUUGCAUAUGGGGCUAGUCAACUCCUUCUCGAGCGGUUGAUGAUUAGUUCGGAUGCGCACGAUGUGGAUGUUUGUGAAAAGUGUGGGCAAAUGGGAUACAGCGGCUACUGCAAACUUUGCGAGAGCGAAAAGGCGAUUCGCAGGAUUACGAUGCCUUAUGCGGCCAAGCUGCUAAUCCAAGAGUUGGGCAGUAUGAAUGUCAAGGUUACGAUUGGGCUAGAGGAUGAGUUUCCUAGGGAGGAAUAA